UUGAAAUAAAACGAAAGUAAUUAAAAUAUUCUGCUUGAUGAACGUUGAAAAAAUAUUCUAUCUAUUAUUGUAAUUUAAAAGUUACAAAAUGGGACGAAGAGGAACUAUAGUUCGUAUAGCGUUAAAAAAUUUUGGAACUUAUCGGUAUUGUGAAUUGUAUCCAGGACCUAAUUUAAAUUUAAUAAUAGGCCCAAACGGAACGGGAAAAUCAACGAUAGUAUCUGGAAUUAUUCUUGGUUUAGGUGGGAAUCCAAAAGUUAUUGGAAGAGCUUCACAGUUAGGAGAUUAUGUUAAAAGCAACUGUAAUGAAGCUAAAAUUGAAGUGGAAUUAGAUUCUGGCUCUGAGGAUGAGCAUAACGUGAUGAUACAACUUGAAUUUACUAAAACAAACACAAAAAUAUGGAGAUUAAAUGGAAAACAUAUUAAUCAAAAAGAAAUAAUGGAUGUUAUAUCAAAAUUUCGAAUUCAAGUCAAUAAUUUGUGUCAGUUUUUACCACAAGAUCGAGUGCAAGAUUUUGCUAAAAUGAAUAAUCGUGAAUUACUUAUUAACACACAAAAAUCUGCAGGACAUGAAGAAUUAUCUGAAUUCCAUCAACAAUUGAUUACGUUGCGAGCAGCUUAUAAAGAAUUGGAAUCUGCAUAUGAAAAACAAGAAGUUGUUUUAAAUGAUGCCGAACAAAGAAAUAAUCGAAUAGCUGGAACUGUAAAAAAUAUUCAAGAGAAAAAAAAUUUAAUUAAAUCAUUAGCACAUUUAGAAGGAAAAUUAGGAUGGAUUACAUAUGAUACAAAACGGAAGCAAGUUCUGGAUGUUAAAAAUGAUAGGGAUGUUGCAGAAAAAGAAAUUAAAAAAUAUGAAAAACAAAUUGCAGAAAUAGAUGCGCAAAUAGUUCCAGCAAAAAAUAUUGUCACCGUUAUACAACAGAGCAUUAUUGAUAAAAAUCGACUUGUAACGACUUCAAUGAAUUUAUUAAGAACUAAAAUCGAUAAAGUUGAGGAUUGUAUUUUUAAAAUUAAUUCAGCCAAAGAUGAAUUGGAACAAAAACUUCAAGAAGAAGAAAGGAGAAAACAAGAAAAGAAUGAGUUACAAAAUGUAAUUAGAAAAUUAUCAAGUGAUCUUAAAACAAUAAUCGACAAAACUGGAGAAGAGGAAUCAAUUAAACAAGAGAUGGAUAGUCUAAUACCAAAAAUAGUGGACAUAGAAGCACAAAUUGAACAAUUAAAUCAUAAAAAAAGUAUGAAAGAUGUCACUUUGGAUAAUUUAAAUCGAGAAUUGAAUGCAUGCUUAAGAGAAAAACAAGUACUUGAAAAUGUUGGAAGAGCACGAUUACAAUUACUACAAAAAUUAGAUAAUGAUGCGUACAGAAGUGUGUUAUGGUUAAGAGAAAAUCGUCAUUUGUUUAAAGGAAAUGUUUUUGAACCAAUCUUAUUAGAGAUAAACGUUACAAAUCUUGAACACGCAGAAUAUAUAGAAAAUAUUAUUCCAUUUCGUGAUUUAUUCACGUUUACUUGUGAAGAAGUUAGCGACAUGAAUUUAUUAAUUCAUCAUUUACGUGUCCAACAAAAAAUACGUGUCAAUGUUGUGAAUUCAGGUGCAUCUCAUCCCCCCUAUCGAUCCUAUCAACCACCGAUACCAGUUGAACGAAUUCAACAGUAUGGAUUUUUUGCGUAUGCUAAUUCAUUGUUCACUGGACCCGAACCAAUUAUGAAAUAUUUAUGUCGAAAUUGUCGAAUUCAUGCAAUACCGAUUGGUAAAGCUAAAGUUAAUGAUACUUAUGAAAGUGUGCCAGCAAGGAUACAGACUUUUUUCUCAGAUACAAAAAAGUUUACGGUUUCCAUUUCACAAUAUACCAACGAGAAAUCAACACGUAUAUCAGAAAUUUCUUCACAAAAAUUAUUAACAUUAUCAUUAAACACGGACAGUAUUUCGAGAAUUAAUAAAAAAAUUCAAACAAUAAACACACACAAAGAAGAAGAACAUCGAUUAGUUUCAGCCAUUGAACAACAGAUCCAAAGUAUCAUAAGUACACGAACCGCAUUAAUAAAUCGACGUAAAGAAUUACUGUUUCAUAAAGAUCAAUUAACAUCGAUCCGUUUUCGAUUAGCAACAAGCGAACAAAAUUUAAAAACUAUGGAGACACAUACAUUUAAUUUUGAUGAUGAGAAACGUACAAGUGAAAUACUUGUGAAAUCAUUAAUUAAUGAUAUGUUAGAAUUACAAAAUGAUGUUGCACAAACAUUUAAAAAGUAUCAAACACAUAUAAUUGAAGCACAAUUAGCAUCCACUGAACGUAUUUUAGCACAACAACGUGUUACAACAUUAAUUCAAUCACAACAAACAUUGAAUUCAAGUUGUAAUAAUUUACAAACAUCUUUGUGUCGUAUUCGAAGACAAUAUGAAGUGUUGAAGAAAGAGGCAAAAGAUGAUUACGAUAAGGCUAAAUUAUUAACUGAUGGCUUUACACCAGAUACAAAGGAGUUUAAGAAAAAAUUUACCAAAAUAUUUGAUGAACUACCUGAUCAUAUCGAAGAAUUAGAAGAACGAAUAACUGAUGUACAAACGAAAGUCGAUUGUAUGGAUCAUUUAAACGAUGGCGUUAUCAAAGAGUAUGAAGAUCGGGUCAAAUUAAUUGAAUCAUUACGAAAAAAGAAAGAAGAAAUGACUAAUCAAAUCGAAAACAUGUUAGAACAAUUAAACGAACUGAAAUUGAAAUGGUUUGGACCGUUAGAAGAACUAAUUGAUAGAAUUAAUACACGAUUUGAACAAUAUUUUCAAAAAAUGUCAUGUGCUGGUAAUGUAAGCAUUGUGAAAGCGGAAAAUGAAUUGGAUUUCGAAGAGUAUGGUUUAUCGAUUAAAGUUAGCUAUCGUGCUGGCCAACCGUUACAAGAAUUAGAUCAGUAUGUUCAAAGUGGUGGAGAGCGUGCGGUAGCUACGGCAAUUUAUAUGUUGGCUUUGCAAGAAUUAACGAAUGUACCGUUUCGAUGUGUCGAUGAAAUUAAUCAAGGUAUGGAUGCUACGAAUGAACGUAAAGUAUUGGAAUUGAUAAUGGAUACUACGUCUCAACCAGAUACAUCACAGUAUUUCUUAUUAACACCUAAGCUUUUACCAAAGUUAAAAUACACGGAAACCACAAAAGUACAUGUCAUACAUAAUGGGCCUCGUGAAUUACCAGGUAAUCAUUACAACAUUAAAAAUAUACUUCAAAAUCGAAGAAUUGCUACAUAA
This is a messenger RNA of Chrysoperla carnea, 3223 nucleotides long. It is a transcript of the gene SMC5, whose product is annotated as structural maintenance of chromosomes protein 5. Gene Ontology annotation, molecular function: ATP binding; ATP hydrolysis activity. Lineage: Eukaryota; Metazoa; Arthropoda; Insecta; Neuroptera; Chrysopidae. The coding region runs from base 89 to 3223 and encodes 1044 amino acids. The record is from RefSeq and is a predicted model, not a curated record. Gene Ontology annotation, biological process: double-strand break repair via homologous recombination. The transcript is spliced from 10 exons. Gene Ontology annotation, cellular component: Smc5-Smc6 complex.